Messenger RNA from Linum tenue, 1803 nucleotides. Lineage: Eukaryota; Viridiplantae; Streptophyta; Magnoliopsida; Malpighiales; Linaceae. The record is from the annotation of a GenBank genome assembly.
AGAGAAGAGAGGUAGCAACAGCAGCAAGCUAAGCUAUCCAGCAGUGAGCACUCAGAUCAAAUACAAAAAGAGACAAUAUAUGUAUAGCUUUUAAUUAAGCUACUAUAGCAGCAACCAAUAACCCUUAUAUAAGAUUUGCCUUUUUUUCUCUCCUCUCCUAAGUUCCUUCCUUCAUUCCUUUCUCUAUGUGUCCCACUCAAUAGUCACAGACAAACUAAAGCUGUUGAUCAUCAGCUUUCUUCCUUCCUUCUUGAGUAGUUGAGUUUACCUCUCUCUCUCUCUUUUUUCUUCCACUUUCCCUAUUUUGGUCCCCCAGAAGAAGUGAAACAUGUUGAGCAAUGCAAGAGCAGGAAAUAGGUCAUCAUCUUCUUGUUCUUCUUCUCCAUUCACAGCAACACAGUGGCAAGAACUGGAGCACCAAGCUCUCAUCUACAAGUACAUGGUCUCUGGUGUCCCCAUCCCUCCUGAACUCCUUUUCUCUGUCAAGAGAAGCCUCGACUCCUCCUUUUCUUCAAUUGGGUGGGGAUGUUUUCAGGUGGGUUUUGGUAAAAAGGGAGACCCAGAGCCAGGAAGGUGCAGAAGAACCGAUGGCAAGAAAUGGAGGUGCUCCAAAGAAGCAUACCCUGGCUCCAAAUACUGUGACAGACACAUGCAUAGAGGGAAAAACCGUUCAAGAAAGCCUGUGGAAAUCUCUUCUUCUUCAUCCUCUCCUUCUCCUUCCACUGCAACAAAUGCCUCCAGAACCUCACCUAACUGUAAUAACACCACCACCACCACUAGUAAUAACAACUAUUACCACAAUCCUUACCUAACUUCCUACAACAAUCCUUCACUGAUCAACCCUCUAUCCAUUUCCUCAUCUACAUCAUCACUUGAUUCUGAUGUCCACCAGCAGCAAGCCCCUCUUAAUGGCCACAACUUUCUCAAUAGCACUUUCCUUUAUAACACUAGUACUAAUACCUCCUCUUGCUCCAAUUCCUCUUCUUGUUCCAAGACCACACCUACCCCUACUCCUAAUCUGUUUAUGGAUUCUCUCUCUUCCUCUCACCCUACCUCUGACAAAGAUUACAGGUACCUCCAAGGAGUGAGAGAGGAUCAGCAACUUCAGCACCAUCAAUAUGGGUCAUCACCACAGCCAGAGUUUGACAACUUCUACUCAUAUCCAUCAUCUAAACAAGAUUAUCAUAACCAGCAGCAGCAUUGCUUUGUUUUGGGAGCUGAUUUCAAGUCGUCAUCAUCAUCAUCAUCAAUCUCAGCUAUUACCAACAGGCCAUUAAUCAAGGUGGAAGAGGGCAGCAAUCACAAUGAAGAGAUGUCAUCAUCAUCAUCCCACAAGCCAAUGCACCAUUUCUUUGGACUUGGUGGUGGUGGCGGUGCAGAUUCUUGGCUGGAUCUUGCAUCAAGCUCAAGGCCCUCCUAGCUAAUGGGGAGCAUUGAUGGAUCUUUUUAGCUUUAUCGGUGGUGCCAAAAGAGUACUUGUUGGUGGUGAUAAAUAUGAUGUGGGUCUGAGAACUUGUGGCUGGGGAGCAAAAUUUGGGGGUUUUUCUACUGUUGAGCUGCAGUGUUGUUUUGGAUUUAAUAAUGUAGGGUCACAGCAAAAGAAAGAAAGCAGCUUCUUUCUUUUUUUCUGUUUUAGUUUUUACUUUGUGAAAGGAGGGGUAGGGUACUGUUCUGUCUGUUUGUUACCAGCUGGUAAAAGUGAAAGAUCCUUUCUUCACAAGUGUACACCAUCAUUAUGUCAAAACUUAUAUGCAAAGUUUUUUUUUGCUGUCCAUGAGUACAAGAAACACAAGUUUGGGGUUU